Messenger RNA from Danaus chrysippus (African queen), 2193 nucleotides. NCBI's taxonomy places the organism in Eukaryota, Metazoa, Arthropoda, Insecta, Lepidoptera, Nymphalidae. The record is from the annotation of a GenBank genome assembly.
AUGGCUAUUCGAAAUCCUCGCUUACCAUUAUUACCUGGCUAUGGAUCAAACCCCAUGAUUGGCAAGAAGAACUUCGGCGUUCGGCCUAUAUUUACAUCUAUCGAUAAGGUUAACAUGUUGGUAGAUAAAGCAGAGGGAGUCAAUCGUGUACCCUCGUUAUAUGGUCGAAAGCAGGCACCAGAUCUUCCUACAUGGAUAAUGUACGACAAACAUAUUUUGCGGUUUCAAGCCUAUUUCCAACAAACACUCCAAGAAAUGCGAUCAGCUGCUCAUAUUUUAAGGAAAGUCGAAAUAUUUUUCUACUUAGAAGAUGGGACGAUAAAAGUGAUGGAACCAAGAACUGAAAAUAGUGGCUUGUCGCAAGGAACACUUAUUAGCCGGCAAAGAAUUCGUCUUCCGUUCAGCUACGAUCUUUAUUACGACGUAUUAGAUCUAAAUGUAGGACGUGAGGUUACUUUCUUUGGAAAGGUGUUUAAGAUCGUCAAUUGUGACAAUUUCACAAGAGUGUUUAUGAAUCGCCUUGGAAUUAAUGUUCCAGACCCAAUACCGUGGCCGGACGCAAUUGAGAGGACUCCGGAUACAGCGCGCCCACCGAAACAUCGUCCCUUUCGACAAUUUCUUGAUUUUGAUAGACAAGUUUUAAGAUUUCACGGUUACUGGGAUGACAGAGAAUCUGAAUUUGGCUCCAUACAUCUUCUUGAGAUACAUUAUUUUCUUGCUGAUGAUACGAUGGAAAUUAAGGAAGUCUUGCCUCCAAAUUCUGGAAUGGAGGCGGGACCGAUGUUUUUAAAACGAAUGAGGCUCCCUAGAAAAAUACCACCACGUAUAGAAAUGACGGGAGGGCCUAAAGUUCCUUCUUAUAGUCCCGCCGAUUUGACUAUAGGUGCUGUGGUGAAUGUGUUUGGUCGUAAAGUAGUGCUUACUGAUUGCGAUCCAUUUACAAAGGAAUACUACCGUGUCACUUAUGGAUUUGAUGCUUUUACCCCGCUACCUGUGCCCAAAGAUGAAAGUACUGAGUGCAUAUCAUCGAACAUGGCUGAACGUCAGCUACCACCGUGGAAUGGCUACGGAUCUUAUGAUGAUUCCGCAGAAAACUGCCGCACAGUUGAGCCGAAAGCUCCACAUAGAGAUUUUAUAAAGUUUCUAAAUAAAGACAGAAUUGGGUUUGAUUCCCAUAUUCUUCGAUUUGCCGCAAGACUGAUAAGUGACAAUCCUGUAGAUGCGAGACGGUAUUUUAUAGUUAAAUAUUUCUUAUGUGACGAUACCAUCGGCAUUUUUGAACUUGGUGAACGUAAUUCAGGAUUUAAGACCGGAAAGUUCUUUCGACGGGAAAAAAUGUAUUUACCCGACGUUAACUUCUUUGUGCCAAAAGAGCCUCCCGCGUACACUGACAAAGAUAUGUGGGUUGGAAACGAACUUGUCAUCAAUAAACAUUGUUUCCGACUCAUUUCUGCUGACGAAUAUGCUCUUAGGUACAUGGAACUUCACGCCAACGAGUAUCCCAUGGCGAACAUAACUUUGAUAAUGGACAAAAUACGGCGUAUAUUAGCUUCUAAAGACAAUGGAUACAAGAAUUUUGUGUCAAAAUAUAUGGAAGCUGUUGUACCAGAUAAAAAAGAACUGAUGUCUGUCAGAUGUUUCAAACAAGCAAUGAAAGAGAUUAUGUGUGACAAGAUGACUGAACACGAAUUUAUAACACUCAUUCGCUAUUUUCGCGGUGACCCUGGUAAAGAAAGAAGUCCACGACGGGAAAUGAUAAGGUCAUUAGUAUUUACGGAGUUAACUCGAGGUUUGUGGGACGACCGUUCUCGUCUUCGUGAAGGUCUACUCCACGCGGAUCCUGAUGGCUCAGGAGUUCUAUCACCCACUCGUCUAAGACAAUUACUUCGAGCUCAUAGACUGCCUUUAAAUUGUGAUCUCAUGGACUGUAUGCUACAAGUGCUUCAAAAGGAUGAAAACUGCAAUAUUCAGUGGGAAGAUCUCAUGAAUUUCCUUGAUUUUCAAACACGCCCUGUGUUCAAUCUCUCCGAAGCUGACUACGAGAAGGUCGUUCGUCAUGCACCACCAGUAAAAGAUACGGAGUGUAAACUUUGGGCCGAAGCGGAGACAUUCAUCACCGAUGGCUUCGUGAAUUGGAAUGCAUUUUUAUGUCAACUGAACCUUGAGCAUCUUGUUAAAGAACAAACUCAAUAG